Polypterus senegalus (gray bichir) is the source of this 870-nucleotide messenger RNA. RefSeq names its product olfactory receptor 52D1-like. NCBI's taxonomy places the organism in Eukaryota, Metazoa, Chordata, Cladistia, Polypteriformes, Polypteridae. The record is from RefSeq and is a predicted model, not a curated record. Gene Ontology annotation, cellular component: membrane. Gene Ontology annotation, molecular function: G protein-coupled receptor activity; olfactory receptor activity. The coding region runs from base 1 to 870 and encodes 289 amino acids. The transcript has a single exon. Gene Ontology annotation, biological process: G protein-coupled receptor signaling pathway.
AUGGCUAUCCCAGUGUUUCUUUUCUUUUUCACAGUUUACUUGAGUAUUAUUAUUGGAAAUGUUGCAGUAGUUCGUGUGAUAAUUGUCAAUCGAUAUUUACACCAGCCAAUGUAUGUAUUUCUAUGUAACAUGUCUGUCUGUGAUUUAUUUGGAAGUACUGCUUUGUUGCCUAGACUAAUGGCGGAUUUAUUCGCCGAGGAGAAGUCCAUCUCCUUUGGACUUUGCGUUAUACAAGCGUUUUGCAUUCAUUUCUAUGGCACAGCUUCCCAAUUAAUAUUGAUCGUGAUGGCAUAUGACAGGUACAUUGCUAUCUGUGACCCACUGCGGUACAGCUCGAUACUAACAGGGACAGCCCUGGUCAAACUGUGCUGCUUUGCGUGGGGAGGUGCUUUUAUUGUAGUUGCCGUUAUGCUCGGACUAACAGCGAGGCUUCCGAUGUGCGGGACAAAAAUAUUGAUAGUAUUUUGUAACAAUUCUUCCCUCUUUUCAUUGUCCUGUAUAGACACAUCUUUGAAUAACAUUUACUCAUUGGCUGCAACUUAUUUCCUUAGUAUCUUUUUGUUCUUGACAAUCAUUUGGACAUACGGUAAAAUUCUCCAUUGCUGCUUAAAUAAAAGUGACAACCGCAGCAAACGGAAAGCCAUUCACACCUGUACUUCACAUUUAACUGUAUAUGUUAUUUUCGAAGUAAUUGUAUUAUUUACCAUAAUUGGACAAAGGUAUCCAUCUGCAAAUAAAAACGUCCGAAACGCAAUAGCUAUAUUGACAAUGAUAAUACCGCCAGUAUUUAAUCCUUUAAUUUAUGGAAUUAAUACCAAAGAAAUCCGACAAAAAUUAUUUCGCAUUGAUCCACAUAGCAUAUUGAAAUAG